GCGCGCUAACCACUGGACUGCCGUGCCGCCCUAAUAAUCAGUUAAUUCUACUAUUAUAAUAUGCAGAGGACCAAUGAAAAUUAACCAAAAAAGGCCCCUGAACCACACUUUUGACACCCGUGGCGUAUAUGGAUUGUGAUCAGUGUGUAGGGGGGAUGCUUAUAAACGUACAUGCACGGGGGAGAACCUGCAAACUCCACACAGAGAUGGCCAAGAGUGGAAUUGAACUCAGGUCUCCUAGCUUUGAGGCCUGCGCGCUAACAUCCUCCACCGUGCAGCCCCUAUGAUGAUUUGAUGGCCAAUUUCCUAUGAUUUGUUGUGUGAUGUUCAAUGUCAUUCAAACCAAGCCAAAAGAGCAUCCAUCAGCGACCAAGGAACUAUGAAUAAGGUCUACCAACCACUGAGGAGAGUCCUCCUCCAUGAAUGAGCGGGAGGGUUUCGUGCAUGCAAAGACACACCCUUCCCCCCACUCAUGUGCAGAAAAAUGUGAAUGAGGAAGCAGGGGGCUGAGAAUGAAACGGCAUCCCCUCCAUCCAUCCUCCCUUUUUGUCUCAGAUCAGAACCCAUCACUUGCGUGAUUCCACGAUGAGACCGGCCCACUCGGCAUACACGUGCUCUUUAUAGCAUCAUGCACGCCAAUGCAUACAUUGCUACAUAGUGUAUAAUGUCUGCCUUGGUACAUGUAGCGUACUGCUGUGCACACUCACGUGGCACUGUCCCGGGUUUCGUGGGAGGCAUCCCCGCCUCCUCUUCAGCUCCUAUAUUGCUGUAGAUCAGUCAAUGAGCAGCCUCGGUCGGUAGGGAAAAACUAUUUGUGCUGACACUUGAGAACGGAGAACUUGUGAAGGGCGGGGGGGGGGCAUGGUUGGCCUGAGUGAGCAUUGUUUCUGCAUCACUGACAACUUCCAUAAACCAUUUCAUGAAUGGAUUGACCCCUAAAAUCAUUUGGAGGAUGACUGAGAGCUCAGUUCUUGUGAUACAUUUUUUCCAUGUUCAUUGAUGAAUUUAGAGAUUUAGAGUAAGUACAUAAAAAUAUAUAUCAGGUGAGUACAAUGGCAUGUACUUUUCAUGAUGCUUAGUCAGCCACUUCUAAAUAUAUACUUCAUAGUAGAUGAUGGUAAUGGUGGUCAUUGUCCCCAUGCACAUCAUUGCGGGACGUGAUGUACUGAUUUUAUUUUUGGCUCCAUGAAUGACCCCCCCACCCCACCCUCUCCCACACCCCACCCCUCCCAACCUCAUCUCUUUCAACAUUUUUCUUCAUAUCUUCAAACUUGGUGCACAUGGUGCAUCUCACAACCUCCAGCUCCAACACGCUCAGCCCCUCCCAUUUUGUGUAUAGUCGAGCCAAUGAGAGCAGUCCGCCUCUCCCAGCCUCUGCUGCAGCACUCGCUCCAUUGGCCGCUAUUCUUAGAUAUUUUUGGAGGGAGGCGUGGAUUAGAGUACCUCGUUCUCCCAGUGUUUACACACACGAGAACAGGCAGUAACUGAGUGAAUGAGAGAGAGUGUGGAAGGAAGGUGUGCAGAUUCUCUGCCCUGCAUCCUCUCAUCCCACAGCUCUGUUGUUCUUCCGUGGACCUCUGAAGUAUUCUGCUUGUACUACUUGGAGACUUUACCAGUGGACUCCCUGCUUGCAGUCGCUUGUGCUCAGGCAAGCAGUGUAGAAGCUCAGAGAAGCUCAGACGGUGGCAGAGGAUGACCACAAAGCUCAGCUCUAUCAUUCCAUUUUAUUCUUGCGCUCAAUGCUUGAUUUUGUGCUGAAAUGCCAGAAGUGAAUCUUUUCAUCUCGGUGUCGUGGAUGUUCAUUCAGUUCAAGAGGAUGCUGAACCGAGAGCUCAGCCAGCUGUCAGAAACCAGUCGCUCUGGGAACCAAGUCUCUGAGUUCAUCUCUAGUACCUUCCUAGAGAAGCCACAUGACAUGGACAUCCUGGCUCCAACCACCAAGGAGGAGAAGAAGAAGCGACCCAUGUCCCAGAUCAGUGGUGUCAAAAAGGCCACGCACAGCCCCAGCCUUGCACCCUCUACCAUCCCUCGCUUUGGGGUCAGCACCAGCAAGGAAGGUCUCCUUGCCAAGGAAUUGGAGGACAUUAACAGAUGGGGGAUUGACAUCUUUAAGAUCUCAGAGUAUUCUGGCAAUCGUCCACUCACGGUCACCAUGUACACCGUUUUCCAGGAACGCGACCUUCUCAAGUCUUUCAAGAUUCCGACAGACACUUUCAUCACAUUCAUGAUGACUUUGGAGGAUCACUACCAUGCAGACGUGGCGUAUCACAACAACAUCCACGCCGCCGACGUUGUCCAGUCCACACACGUGCUGCUUUCCACGCCUGCACUAGAGGCUGUGUUCACCGAUUUGGAGAUCCUCGCUGCUCUGUUUGCCAGCGCCAUCCAUGAUGUGGAUCACCCUGGAGUUUCCAACCAGUUUCUCAUUAACACCAAUUCCGAGCUGGCGUUGAUGUAUAAUGAUUCGUCCGUGUUGGAGAAUCACCACUUGGCAGUUGGCUUCAAGCUUCUGCAGGAGGACAACUGUGACAUCUUUCAGAAUCUCAGCAAGAAACAGAGACACUCACUUCGUAAAAUGGUCAUCGACAUGGUGUUAGCCACUGAUAUGUCCAAACACAUGAACCUGCUGGCAGACCUAAAAACCAUGGUGGAGACCAAGAAGGUUACCAGUUUAGGCGUUCUGCUGCUGGACAAUUACUCAGACCGCAUACAGGUUCUUCAGAACAUGGUGCACUGCGCUGACCUGAGUAACCCCACCAAGCCGCUGGAGUUGUACCGACAGUGGACUGACAGGAUCAUGGUGGAGUUCUUCACCCAAGGGGACAGGGAACGAGACAAGGGCAUGGAGAUCAGCCCCAUGUGUGACAAACACAACGCCUCCAUUGAGAAGAGCCAGGUGGGUUUCAUUGAUUAUAUCGUUCAUCCUCUGUGGGAGACGUGGGCCGACCUUGUUCACCCCGAUGCACAAGAGAUCCUUGACACGCUGGAGGACAACAGAGAGUGGUACCAGAGCAUGAUCCCCCACAGUCCCUCACCCAACCCUGAAGAACCACAGGAAGGAGGUCUUACUGGUGAAGCUUCUGGCUUUUGUGUCGGCGGCAGCACCGCAUCCACCGACAAGUUCCAGUUUGAGUUGACCUUGGAGGAGGAGGAGGGAGAGUCGGAUACUGAGAGCCUGCCCGAGGAAGAGGAGGGCUGCGGCAGUUACAGAGGGACUGAAGUGUCCAGAACUGAUUCUGGUGGCGGAUUUGAUGCUCACCCACCUCCCACAACGAUCACUACUGAUGCAACAAGGACGUUUUCUGAUAAAGACAUGGCAGCACAAAGAGGGACAGACCCCGAAGCGCCGUCUGGGGUAUCAGACAUCAGACUCGACUCAUAGCACCCAUCCCAAGUUCCUUCAGCCAUUUCUUUUGUGUUUAUUUUUCAUCUUGAUUUCAGUGCCUCCUCCUUUAUGACUCUUCGACACCCCCUCUCCCACUCCACACCACUUUCACCGUCGUUUCCACAGACAGGGUGCCUGCAGCAGCAACUCGGGUUGUGAGGUGCUGAGAAGGAGGCCUGCAGUUGAAGCACUAAAGGAAAGCAGAUAGACUUGAGGCCACUAGAGGACAGGAAUCAGGUUGCUGACUGGUCCUCUCUGUUGUGUCAGUGAGGCACACUGUGGAUAUUCCACUGAGACUAUUGUCCACCACGAAUGAAUUGUCUUCCUCUUUCUAGCGUUUUUAUAAACAAGGCGAGGAAGCGAUGAGUGAUAUGAGAUCACAAUGACAUCAGAUACUUGAAGAUGUUUCACCUUUCAUUCAAGAGUCCUCUUCGGUUUUGAUUCGUUGACUCGUUUGUGUUUUGCCUGACUUUUAAUGUUGAUUUUUAUUUCGGGCCACAGUCAAAUUGAUGCAAGCAAAGCACAUGCAGAUCAGAGCUAUGCACACUGUAACGUAGGAAGCGUGAAAUGUAGCAGACAUUUUUGAGUGACUGCUGUAUAUGAGCUCGACUAAAAGAAUAAUUUAAACAAAACGAAAUUAAUUCAAUUCAUUUACUUUAAAUCUCUAAAGCCCUGAACGCGUCAUACUGUCAGAAAUGAGCCAAACAAGACAGUCAGGGACUAACAUCCAAAGCAAUGUGGUCUGUGUGCAUGGUGCCACCUAGUGUUGAAAACUAGUACAAGAUUAUUUGCACGGCUUGCAUGGAACAUAUAUUCAAAAUGUGUUCCCCUGCAGCGCCCCCCCCCACCCCACCCAACCCCCAUGCAAAUAUCAUCUGUUUCUGCUUUGUUACUAUUUAAAUUAUAUUUGCUUUUAUUUUAAAGUCUAUAUUUUGACACCCAUUGUAUCAGUUUGCCUUCAGGUUUGAGCACUUUAGAGUUUCAUUUAAGGCUGGCCCCUCAUUGUAAUUGGGAAGGGCUUUGAUUCAAACCACAAGCACAUGGAGGCUGCUGACUGAAAGACUAAAUGGCUGGAGAUCAUGCAAACACUACAUCCAAAAUGUAGGAAGGAUUGCGUUUUAAAAACACACAGGGCCGCAUCUUUGUAACUGUAAAACCAAAUGUGAGGCCGUUCCCUCUUGUUAAUCAAUAUUUUGCUCUUCAUCACACAAGUCAAUGACAAAACAAGUGCCAGGCUAGCAUGACACAACCCGUACUGUAGUUUCCAUAUUGCCACCGGCUACUUUCCACCAGCAAGUUGGUUGAUUGUAGCACCUCGUGCCAACCUGACCCCAGCGUCUCUGUCCCUUGUCAGCUUUUCAAACUGUACAUGAUAUUGUCUUAAAACGGUGAUGUGUUUUUGUAUGUGAGAGUGAAUGAUGGGGUGGUCUUUUUUUUUUUUUAGAUGCAUUUGCUCAUAAAAAAAAAACCAAAGCACUUUGUAUAGUACUUUUACAAUGAUGUACCUCCAUUAGAGUUGAACAUGUAUAAUGUGACCAUUGGUGGUUGAGUGGAAAUCCUGGGCUACAUCACUACAGCUCUUAAAGGUUGGUUGGAGGGACUGAAGUUUGUUUAGUUUUUUUUGUCUGAUGCACACAAGAGAUGAACAGUCUCUUAGUUUUACCACAAAUCAAUCCUGUUUAAUGUGUGAACAAGCUUUUAUUUCUUCUUUCUGCCUUAUUUUCACACCUGGAUGUUUCUUUCAUGCUGGAGGAAAAUGUGUGCAAUGCUUUCUGUAGCCAUUAACAGACCAACGCUCCAGGAUGCCUUCAAAACUAAGGACUAUCUCACAGCAUCUUCACCAGAACAACAUGCAACAGGGUUCUGUUUAUGUUUUGUCUUGUACAUGUUCCUCACAUUGAUCCGUGUACAGUUUAUUUAUUAUUUCUGUACAAUGGAAAAGUAGUGUUUAAGGUUUAGUCCUUAUUUGUAGUUUGAUUUGGCAGAAUGACUUCUGGGACAGGUUACUCGACUUUUUUCCUCCACUUUUCACAUUUUAACAGCAAUUAACAUACAUAAGCAAAGUUACACAUUUUCAUGUUUUGUCUGUAUGCAAACUAGUUGAGUGUCAGCUUUUUGAAACAUUUCUCCUUUUUACUGUCUUCCUCUGUUGUCAUUGCACACCAAUAUUCAUGGAGGUUAUGGUCCAUUCUGUGACAAUUUUAUAGUGGUUCUAAAAGUCAUCAGAGAUCAGAAUUUCUAUACCACAGCUUUGACAAUCCAAUCUGUUGUUUAACUGCGGGUGUUUUUGCCCUCUUUCCAACUAGAACUGUAUGCCUUGCCAAUAAAAGAAAAAAAUAUUUCACUCUUU
Molecule: messenger RNA, 5735 nt
Organism: Doryrhamphus excisus (bluestripe pipefish)
Lineage: Eukaryota; Metazoa; Chordata; Actinopteri; Syngnathiformes; Syngnathidae
Gene: pde4ca
Product: phosphodiesterase 4C, cAMP-specific a
Biological process (GO): signal transduction
Molecular function (GO): 3',5'-cyclic-nucleotide phosphodiesterase activity
Source: RefSeq, a predicted model, not a curated record